Wyeomyia smithii (pitcher-plant mosquito) is the source of this 4453-nucleotide messenger RNA. Its product is annotated as 5-hydroxytryptamine receptor 1-like. The coding region runs from base 1969 to 3357 and encodes 462 amino acids. Gene Ontology annotation, molecular function: G protein-coupled amine receptor activity. Gene Ontology annotation, biological process: adenylate cyclase-activating adrenergic receptor signaling pathway. Gene Ontology annotation, cellular component: membrane. The transcript is spliced from 4 exons. NCBI's taxonomy places the organism in Eukaryota, Metazoa, Arthropoda, Insecta, Diptera, Culicidae. The record is from RefSeq and is a predicted model, not a curated record.
UUAUCGCCAGGUUACCUUCGAAAAUACGCCGGGACUAUCAGUACGGAAAAAUACGUUCUCCGAGCGAUAACGUAUGUUCUGCCGGUUUCGGAAUCGCGCGCGCGUUUAUUCAGUGCUUCGCGGAUAACUAUAUCUUCUGGAACGGACCAGUGACGGAACGGUUUUGCCGGAAAUUGAGUCCUGAUUGGGAGCGGGCAUUGGGAGUGUGACAUUCGGUGAUUUUUUAGUUUAUGGUGCACUCUUUGUGCGAUUAUCGGCGCCAGGAAGAAGUUAAUUUCUUGUUUUAUCUUGAAGUGGUGCAAGUGUUUGUGGUUAGAGUCGGUGCUGUUCUUAAGUUCGGCAGUGCAUCACUUGACGUGUGCGUUUCAGUGAAAUUUUACGGAAACCAGGUGUAAAAGGUGUAACAAUAGCCAGUGGAGUGGACCGGAAUGCGCAGAAAACGGAAGUGCAAUCGAAGAAGCUAGAAAGGAAUUGUUAGCGACUGGGAGCCAUUUGGCACCUCAAUCGACAAAAAAGGGGUGGGAGGUGUGCCGGGAGGCAGAAAAGUGUAGCGACUGAAGUUGGUCGCGAAUAAGGUGGAAACGAUUAAAAGAAAAUUGUUUUUGUUUGAGACUCUACUGCUGGGAAGAGAGAUUGCAAGGAUCCAGCGAACAAAAGCUACACUCCACAAACGACAACCCUCGAGUUACUAAGCCAAAGUUUGGCAAUCCGGAUACACCAUCCAUAAUUCGUUGCGAUAAACGGUCCGGAACUCGCAAUCAUCCUUCCGCAGUAAAUCCUGUCACAUAACGUCGGUUGGGUGUUUCUUCCUACAUAAGAAGAAAAAAAAAACAUCGAGACGAGAAAAAACACAACACAAUAAGAAUCGAUUCGAAGUGAACAUUGCAAUCGACUGCACCGUCGCCGUCGCGUCAGCACAACUGGGAAGACAGCUCUACUCGAAUCAGCAAUAUCCGGUUCAUAUUGCGCUCGUUUGACUCCCGGGAGGUACGAUUCACAAAGGGUGGACGGGAAACCAUAACGCCGUAGUGGCAAACCCAGUAGAAUCAAUCCGUUGAUGCGGUGCUAAAGCUGGAGGUACAUCAACGUUAUCUUCAUCAUCCGCAGUGGCAGGCGCCCAAUCGCGAUCGUUUGGCUCAACCGCCCCGGAGGACCGACCGCAAAACUCUCAAGUGGAAAAUCAACUGAGUGUAAAAGCACGCGUUUUUCACAAACGCAUUUUGUGGUUUGCGUGUUCAUCCCUAGUCUAGUUCAACAGAUAAAAGCAUCAGCUUUCUCUUCUCACUGGCAGGAACAUUUGAAUGAGCCACGGCGGGAACGGUGAAACGCUUUUAUCCGCUCUCGAAUGGUGAACGAGUGGAUAAUGAAACCAUAAUUUAAUAAAAAAAGAAACAGCCAGCAAUUCGACACCCACUGUGUGAGCCACAUUAUUGGUGCUUACACAGAAUUAUUAAGGGUAAGACUUCCGGAACCGAGCGUGACGAGCGAGCAAACCUUACACAAACAGCAAACAUCUGGCACACGUGUAGAAAAGGCUGACCCCACUUGAAUGGGAAAAAUCAAAGUGCUUUCUGAUUGAACAGGGAAAAAGGAGAAGAAGACGAACAAAAAACAAUCUGCUUGUUAUAUUGUGGUCUAAACAAGCGCAAAUUCCGCUUUUUUUCUGGAUUGCUGAAUAAAUAUCGGGAGUUGGGUGAAGUAUGAUUUCAUCCAGAGUCUUGUUACUAGCGCAACUUGGUAUACGACGCAGUUACAACAAAUGAAGCAAAUCGAGCUUCCAGCAGCAGGUGGAAAUCGUGCUUUGCUGUUAAAAAUAUACUGCAUUUUAAUUCUAAUUUUCUUCCGCUUCAUUCGAUUCCAAUCGUGCGACUGAAUUGUGAGAGCUAGUGAAGCCUCAUUACGGGUGUAUUCCCCCGAAAGGGUUAGGAAUGGGGGCGCAGUAGGAGCCCCGGUUUUUUGCCUUUAUGUAUGGAUCCAACAGUUUUACCACUGUUGUCGACCUUGGUAGCACCGCCGUCGGUACAGUCGAACGUCGUUGUCGCAUCGGGGGCACUCGUUGUAGCAGCUGCGGCAGCAGCGGGCAAUGCAACCGGUGCGACGGUUGCAGCCAUACUCAACGCCACCGUGUCAUCCGGCUUGCUGGAAUACCUUCUUAACGGCAGCUCCAUUCACGCAUCACUGCCAGUUCUUGCGGAUAACCAAGCGCCAGCACAGCUCACAUCAUCAACCAGCUCUCUAACCGAAACUAGCAGCGAGAGUUCCGCCAUCAAAUCCAGCCUUAAUGUUUUAACCUUCCAGACAAUCAUCAUCAGCACCAUUCUACUAGCCGUAAUCAUCGGGACAAUCAUAGGCAACGUACUGGUUUGUGUAGCAGUCUGUCUGGUGCGUAAACUACGACGACCCUGUAACUACCUUCUAGUGUCAUUAGCAAUAUCCGAUCUGUGCGUGGCAUUGCUAGUGAUGCCAACCGCGCUGUUGUACGAAGUGCUCGAAGAAUGGAAAUUUGGGCACGUGUUCUGCGACAUUUGGGUGUCGUUCGAUGUGCUCUCCUGCACUGCGUCAAUCUUGAACCUGUGUGCCAUCUCAGUUGACCGUUAUUGGGCCAUCACCAAGCCACUCGAGUACGGCGUUAAGCGUACACCUCGGCGGAUGAUUGCCCUGAUCGUGCUAGUCUGGCUCGUAGCAGCCUGUAUAUCGCUCCCACCACUCUUAAUCUUAGGCAAUGAACACAUGACCAACGGCCAUCCAUCCUGUUCGGUGUGCCAGAACUUCUUCUACCAAAUCUACGCAACUCUCGGUUCCUUUUACAUCCCGCUGGCGGUGAUGCUGUUCGUCUACUUCCAGAUCUUCCGAGCAGCGCGCCGAAUAGUGAACGAAGAAAAACGAGCGCAGACACGUCUGGACACGGUCGUCAACGGAAGUGCGACACCGGAGAAAAAACUAGGACCCUGCAAAAGUGUCCUGGUCAAUGCACCGCACCAUCACAAGCGGCUUCGCUUCCAGCUGGCCAAAGAGCGCAAAGCAUCGACAACCCUCGGUAUCAUCAUGUCAGCCUUUACCAUUUGCUGGCUGCCAUUCUUUAUCCUCGCACUAGUCCGACCGUUUCUCGGGGACGACCAUCCGACGCUAUCGUCAGUGUUUCUGUGGCUUGGUUACGCCAACUCGCUGCUGAAUCCCAUCAUUUAUGCCACGCUGAACCGAGACUUCCGGAAGCCCUUCCAGGAGAUCCUGUACUUCCGCUGUUCCAGCCUGAACAACAUGAUGCGGGAGGACUUUUACCAUAGCCAGUAUGGCGAACCGGGUUCGCAGCGCCUGGUCAUCACGAACGAUGGCGGGGCGCGGGAAAGUUUCCUAUGAAGCUAGGCUAGUAAGAGCGAUUAGUAAGAAAAAAAACAGUAGUUGUCGAAGCCGACCGGCGGCAUCCGUCGGGCGCUCGGGUUUAGGUGUCGUUAGUAGUAGUAUUAUCUGUAAUAACAGUUAGGCGGUGCUUCUAUUCGGUGAGAACAGGAACCUUCCAGAGCGGCUGGUUGAUAGGGGUGGACGGUGGUGGAAAGGGGAAUCACUACUUCCGAGCCAACGCUCAAAUGAAAUUGCAGUUAUCUAUCGAAUUCAGGAGUUGGUAAGUCGUGCGUCGUAAUUUUGCUUUCAUUGGCGUGAUUUCACUGCGAGGCUCAGUGUUAAAAACGCACUCAAGUCUCCUAAAACACGAUUAUUACAGUUCAUAAAAAACUGUUUAGGGUUGUAGAAGACACAUGUUCAAAAUUUAUGUUCUUGAAAACUCUGUCAAUUCUUCACUUCCCAAUGUUAUUCUAGGAAUCUCUCGCCAUUUCCGGUGUACAUUAUUAAUACCUACAUGAAUGCUUAAAGUAUACUCUAAGAAUGUCAUUUUCCGCAACAUUGAUAAUAUUUUUUUCGACAUAUCUAACAUUUUUGUGAAUUCAUUGCUGAUCGAUUUCACAGAGAACGCAUUACCUAUCUAUCUUCAAUAUGGAUAUUUUCGAGACCAAGAAUGUCCAUAGAGAUAAUCGACCCUAAACGCCAAUUUGAAAUCCAAGAUGGCGACCUCAUGUAUCAGCGAAAUAGAAAUAUGCCAAAUAUAUGCAGGUUUCUCGAGUCGGGUGAUGCCCACAGCCUGGAAGCAAAGAUGACUAGAACAAGAUACCUGACUCUUGCAGAAUUCAUCUAACAUGAUUGUCGCUGCACGUGAGCAAAAGUCGAACUAAUUUAUACACUGUCAAUAUGAUGUGUACUUAACGUCAAAAUCAGCUGACGACAAGGCCAAGACAUGACUGCUGAAAGAUGAAACAAUUUUUUUCAGUAUCCAUGUGGACUAGGGUGGGUCGAUUUAAAAAUCGCUUAGGCACAUAUGAUUUAAGGAUUUUAGGGAUCAAAAUAAGAUACUUUUCUCAAGAAACCAUACCUCUAAAAUGAAUUCUGAUGUCCCUUGUACUAA